Messenger RNA from Podospora pseudopauciseta, 2326 nucleotides. It is a transcript of the gene MTS50, whose product is annotated as Mitogen-activated protein kinase adapter protein MST50. Lineage: Eukaryota; Fungi; Ascomycota; Sordariomycetes; Sordariales; Podosporaceae. Gene Ontology annotation, biological process: signal transduction. Bases 812 to 2326 code for a protein of 504 amino acids. The record is from RefSeq and is a predicted model, not a curated record. The transcript has 3 exons. Gene Ontology annotation, molecular function: protein binding.
GAAUAUUCAGACGAAAACAAAAAAAAAAAAAAAAAAAAACAACUGGAAUUGGUGUUUGUGAUCAGCAGUCGUCGAGGUGAAGGUUGAGGUCAAAGGUCGAGGAUCAGUUCAAAACAGAUGCAACGGUGGACUAGGAAACCCCGUCUCCCCCGUUAAGAAGAAGCGGGUCGAGGGGCCGGGGCCACGCAACCGACUUGCAAAUUUGGCGCUAAGACCAUUUCGGGUGCCACCACCACUUCCAAGCGGCCAAAGCGAGCGGCUACGACAACAGCAACCUGAAUCCGCAAUCAACCUCCGCCCGCAUCACGACCGCCUGUUUUUCCUCCAGGUCGCCCGUCAACAGCGACAAGACACUUCCGAAGUCGUCGCUGCCACCAUCGCGACCCCCCGAUCCGCCGACCGAAGAGCAAAGAGCCCGUCUCCCGAGGCCGACCGCACCGCCCGUUGAGGUUUAAGGAGGGGCUGCCGUUGUACCUGAAUUGUUGGAACGGCUUUCCAGCUAGUUGGAUUUUCCCAAUUUUGGCGCCGUUGGACACCAUCGCCGCCGAAAUCGGUUGCUUUGCUGAAAGUGAUUAUUCUGUAUAUCUCCGUUCCUCUACACAAAUCAGCUUUUUGGGACCCGCGAGAAGAUCCUGAACCGUCGCACCCCUUAUCGUCGCCCCCCACGCCGAGGACCCUCUGCCCUCGACGCUGGCCACCACCUCGUCUUCUGGUAGCUCUACCAGUUCUCUCUUUAAGGGCCCCAGAAAACCGACAAUCCGGCCCUCGUUUCAGCUUUGGGCUGUGAGGGCCUCACAGAACUACUUCAGUCAUGAAUUUCGAUUCAGGUACCGCCUACGCCGAGUCGGACGCCGACGACGAGUACGAGAGAGAUAUCCAUGGAAGCUCGCCCAUGGCCACUGAUGUCGAGACCUCUCCUAUCGAUUCUGACCCACCUUCAACCGAACACACACCGACAACCUAUGGCUAUCGCUCAAGCGCCGACAGGCUCCCAGAGACCAUCAUUUCGGAAUGGACUGCCGAAGAGUGUGCCGAUUUUAUUGCGUCAAUAGGCGUUCAACAAUAUGCAGAUAUAUUUCUAGAAAACGAGAUUGUGGGCGAGGCUCUGGUGGCUCUUCAGCAUGACGAUCUCAAAUCCAUGGGAAUCAACAGCGUGGGCCACCGCCUAACAAUAUUGAAAUCCGUGUAUGAUGUCAAAAAAGCCCAGGAUGUACCUAUCGAGAGCGAUCAUUACAUGCCGCCCACUGCGGAAACCGAAGCCCAGGCAGCAAACGCAACGUUGAAGGACAUUCAACAUCUUGUCCAGCAACUGCGUGUUCGAGACGAGCGGAUCUCCAUGUUUGAACAGGACUUGCGUCGACUCACGGACGAUUUUAGGAGGCUGCGCGAGGAUAUGCUCCCCGCGUUGAGGUUGGCCAAGGAUUACCAACAGCCUUUACCAAACGAUCCGUCGUAUGGAGAUACCCUAUCGCCGCCUGCACCAACGCCGUCAUCAGCCAACCAAUACAAUAGUAGCCUGUCGAGGAAAUACUCAACUAAAGUGAUUAAGCUCGGGACGACACCAAAAGCAACAUCACCAACUCAUCUUCAAACCACACACAACCCUUCCCUAGUCGAGCAGACCCUCGACCCCUCGGGAGCGGCAGACAGAGCAGUCAUGUCGUCGUCCCACCUCGCAGCCAUGAACGGCGUAGGCAGCUCCGUCUCCCCGGGAUAUCCAUCACCCAACAUGCCCUCCCCCACCUCGCCACCAAGCACCGGUCUAGUAGGCAAUACCUUGUCCUCACGAGCCUACCGCUCUGAUCAACCACCCCAGCAGCAACAGCAACAACCACAGCAACCGCCCUCGUCAACCAGAACAACCUUUUCCGAAAACGACCACUACGGCAACCAAACCAAAACAACGGCCGUCCCCGCGCCGAGAAGGAUGCAAACCCCGGCGCCAGAAACACCAGGGUCGAGUAACUCGGUCGAAAUAUUCAAGUCUUUUAGGGUGAGUAUGGAUGACCCGUGUUACAAGGUGCUGCCGGCGGCGUUGAAGAAGUACCAGAUCAACGCGCCCUGGGACCAGUAUGCGCUGUACAUUGUGUAUGGGGACCAGGAGAGGUGUCUGGGGCUGGAUGAGAAGCCGUUGAUUCUGUUCAAGCAGCUGGACAAGGAGGGGAAGAAGCCGAUGUUUAUGCUCAGGAAGACAAACAAUGCGCAGGCUGGGGGGGCGGUUGGGGGGGAUGGUGGGGGGAUGGGAGGGGGGGAUGGGGGCAGCAGCAGCAGCAGCCGGGGAGUGCGGGGUUGGGGUCUGGGGGGAGGGGAGGGGGGAUGGGGAUGA